Molecule: messenger RNA, 769 nt
Organism: Scomber scombrus (Atlantic mackerel)
Lineage: Eukaryota; Metazoa; Chordata; Actinopteri; Scombriformes; Scombridae
Product: neurofilament medium polypeptide-like
Exons: 2
Coding region: 22-546 (174 amino acids)
Source: RefSeq, a predicted model, not a curated record
CGUAUUACCAAGGAGAAUGAAAUGAUCCUGCUCCGUCUGAGCCAAUGCAGGUCACACUACAAUGUGAGGGGCUGGCAUGAGGAUUGGCUCCAAACUCUCAAGGUGAUGGACGCCAUUGCACGUUACCCACGAGGAGCAAGUCAACAAAAGGGCCAAGAUAAUCCCAGAAAGAAGAGCUGUAGCUGUAAAAAAGAAAAAAAGACCUGUGCUGAUGAAACCACACACAGCCCUGCAAGCACCAAGACCAAGGGCAAAGAAAAAUCUAAGGGAAAUGAAAGCAGGAAAGAAACCAGCAAGAAAGAGGAUACAGGAACAGAGCAAGAGGAGACAACUACAAACCCUGCACCUAAACCAAAUAUACCUGAGAAAUCCAUCUCACCAGAUACACCUGAGAAUCCCGGUUCUUCUGACACCAUUCAAGUCACACCAGAUAAAAACCCUCACACUGCUGAAAGGGCCAUGUAUCCUGAUGGAUCUGAAAUGCCCAACACUCCUCACACACCUAAAACACAUGAACAGGAGACCACAAGUAUUAAGGAGGGAUAAAAUGCCUUGUAAAAGCAAAGUAAUCAUUUUCUGCACUGUAAAGAUAACCUGUUAGCUCAACUUUGAGCAGUUUUGGACAAAUACAACCUUAGCUCCAAGUGAAACUGAACCCUGAAAUUGUAUAGCAGAUAUAGAUAUAGAUAUAUUGUACAAUUAAUCCAUUCAUUAAAUAGAGCAUUGGUAGUCCUAUAGGCUUUGUACCAGGAUCAUUUCAUGAGCACAA